Molecule: messenger RNA, 1794 nt
Organism: Fusarium proliferatum ET1
Lineage: Eukaryota; Fungi; Ascomycota; Sordariomycetes; Hypocreales; Nectriaceae
Exons: 1
Coding region: 1-1794 (597 amino acids)
Source: RefSeq, a predicted model, not a curated record
AUGAUACCAGAAAAACCCCUGCCAUUCAAUGGCAACUUCUCAUCGCCUGAGGAAUAUAUCGAUGAGCUUCUGAAGUUUGUGCGAACAUCCGAGACUUUUCAGAUUCUCUGCGGCGGGGUCCACAUCCUCGACUUUUUUACUAUCGAGCCUGGUCUCUUUCAUUAUGCCAUUCCCAAAGAGUGGCACGCAUUCAUUCUUUCAAGGAGUCUGAUGGAGUUUCUCGACCUUCUCAUGCGGGAUGAAUUAGACAAUAUAAAGCUGGAAGGAGAGCAGCCACCAGCGGCCCUUAUAGAUUACAUUCGAACAGUCCGUAAUCUUUCCCUCGGCCGAUCAUUUACGCCCCCUUCAGGGAAAUUGCCGGUUCUGCCACGGUCGGUGGCCGUGGGCAUGAACGUCAAAAAGACUCACGAAGUCACCAACUUCGCGGACUACUUGGCCCGACUAUCAGAAGACAUCAGUUCGCAGUGCGACUAUGAUAUAUCCCACUACGUGGACUUCGGUAGCGGCCAAAACUAUCUGGGCCGGGCCAUGGCAAGUGAGCCUUAUAAUAGGCAUGUUGUAGCUGUCGAGGGACGAGAGAACAACGUUACGGCAGCGAGAGGACUAGAUGUGACUUCUGGAUUAGCAGUUAAGCCAAAGGUCAUGAGGAACAAGAAGCUAUGGACGAAGAUUUUAGAAGCGCGGGGGCCUGAUGGUCAAGAGGACCCAGAGGCCUUGGCCAAGGCUAUUCAGGAGAUUGCAGGAGGUGAAGCUUUUGAGUUUAGACCCGUCAAAGAACUCGAAGCUGAAUAUACUGUGGAAAAAGGAAAGGGGUCUGUUCAGUACAUAUCAGGUCGACUAGAAACUGGCGACCUGGCCGACGUUAUCGCCCAAAUCAACCCUGGGAGUCAAACCGAAGACGAGAAGAAGGACCUAAGUCUGAUGGCUAUGUCAAUCCAUUCUUGCGGAAAUCUGUCACACUUUGGAAUCAGGUCUCUGGUUCUCAACCCGGACAUUCGAGCCGUGGCCAUCGUUGGGUGUUGUUACAACCUGAUGACCGAGAAACUCGGCCCUCCAACAUACAAGCACGCUUUCUUGAGGCCAACUCUCCAAGCUGUCAAUGGUCGGCUCGUUCGGGAAUCAGAAAAGCAUGACCCUCAGGGAUUCCCGAUGAGCCAGAAGUUUUCUGCAUAUCAAGGAGAUGGGGUGCGCUUGAACAUCACAGCCCGCAUGAUGGCUUGCCAAGCACCACAAAACUGGACCGAGAAGGAGAGUGCUGGAUUCUUCUCUCGACAUUUCUACCGAGCAGUCUUGCAAAAGAUGUUCCUUGAUCGGGGCGUGGUGAAGAAAGUGCGGCAUACAGGUAGCCAAGAAGAACCACAGGCGGAUGUUGCAGCCUCAGCCCAGGAUGAUAGUGAGAGCCCCUUCGACAUCAGCACCAAUCCAGUCAUCAUUGGGUCACUUAGGAAAAGUUGCUAUGGGUCGUUCAAGUCCUAUGUCCGCGGCGCGAUGGAGAAACUCACGACAAACAACGAGUACAAACAGUAUGCAGACGUGAUGCAGGAGAAAAUGGGCGACAUCUCAGACGAGGAGAUCGAGAGAUACGAGGCAUUGUAUCUGCCUCGGAAAAAGGAGCUAUGUGCUGUCUGGAGCCUCAUGGCAUUUAGUGCGAUGGCAGUUGAAUCCCUUAUUGUAUCAGACCGGUGGACAUUUCUGAAAGAACACGACGAUCUCGUCCGUCACGCGUGGGUCGAGACGGUGUUCGACUAUGAACAAAGCCCAAGAAACCUGGUAGUCGUUGGAGUUAAGCGAUGA